Messenger RNA from Gossypium raimondii (Peruvian cotton), 1823 nucleotides. Its product is annotated as bZIP transcription factor TGA10. Gene Ontology annotation, biological process: DNA-templated transcription; regulation of DNA-templated transcription. Lineage: Eukaryota; Viridiplantae; Streptophyta; Magnoliopsida; Malvales; Malvaceae. The record is from RefSeq and is a predicted model, not a curated record. Gene Ontology annotation, molecular function: sequence-specific DNA binding; DNA-binding transcription factor activity. The coding region runs from base 261 to 1676 and encodes 471 amino acids. The transcript is spliced from 11 exons.
UUCUCUUCUCUGACUCUCUCUCUCUCUCAUAAAAAAAUUUUUCUUGUUUUGUUUCAAAUUAUAACCGACUCUUUUAUUUUCUUUUCUUUGUUGAUGACUAUUGAGAUGAUGGAGCAAGAAAAAGAAAAAGGAAUAAAAGGAAGGUUGUUAUGCCAUUAAUGGUGAAUUCAAUAACUCUCCUCAAAGUAGAACAAAAAGAGCAAGAAGAAGAAGAAGAAGCUUAGCUAUAGCUUGGCCUUGGCCUUGGCCUUGUUAUUUUCAUGGCUACCAGUAGAAGCAACAUGAAUCACUCCAUCCAACUAGACCAUCACCAUCAUCAUCAAAAUCAAGACCAUCAUCAAAGUCAUCAGAUUCCUUAUGCAAUGAUGCAAUCAUCUUCAUCAUCUUCCAUCCCUGCAAACUUCGUAAGCAAAGAAACUGGAGCUUACGAUUUAGGCGAAUUAGAUCAAGCCCUUUUUCUCUACCUUGAUGGACAAGACCCUUCCACUAUUCAAGACCAAAGACAUCAUAGCUCUGGAAUAAAGCCUCCUACUCUCAACAUUUUCCCUUCACAGCCUAUGCACGUUGAACCACCAUCAUCAACAAAAACAAGUAGAGGAUUAGUUUCUCCAUCAACUAGUGGUUCAAAAAGACCAUCAGAGCCGUCCAUGGAGUUGGCCAACCCCAGAACUGAUAAUAUUGCUUCAGCUUCUGCUCCAAAUCAGCCACCUAAAGCUGUCAAGCAGCGUGAGGGGAAUCGAAAAGGACCAACAACUUCAAGUUCAGAACAGGAAGGACCCAAAACACCAGACCCUAAGACACUGAGAAGACUUGCUCAGAAUAGAGAGGCAGCAAGGAAAAGCAGACUGAGAAAAAAGGCUUAUGUUCAGCAAUUAGAGUCAAGUAGGAUUAGGCUUACCCAACUGGAGCAAGAACUUCAAAGAGCCAGGGCUCAAGGCAUGUUUUUUGGUGGUGGUAAUAUGUUGGGAGGAGAACAAGGGCUUCCUGUUGGAAUUAACAACAUAAGCUCAGAGGCUGCAGUGUUUGACAUGGAGUAUGGAAGAUGGGUAGAAGAACACCAUCGACUGAUGUGUGAGCUACGAGCAGCGGUACAAGAGCACUUACCGGAGAACGAGCUCCGGAUGUACGUGGACAACUGCUUAGCACAUUUCGACGAGGUGAUGAACCUAAAAGGCAUGGCGGCCAAAACCGAUGUGUUUCACCUUGUGUCUGGCAUGUGGAAAACUCCCGCCGAACGCUGCUUCAUGUGGAUUGCUGGAUUUCGUCCCUCUCACCUCAUCAAGGUUAUAUUGAAUCAGAUAGAGCCAUUGACGGAACAACAGAUAAUGGGCAUAUGUGCAUUGCAGCAAUCCACACAAGAAGCUGAGGAAGCACUAUCACAAGGCUUGGAAGCUUUGAAUCAGUCUCUGUCUGAUAUCAUAAUCUCUGAUUCACUUAGCUGCCCGUCUAAUAUGAGUAACUACAUGGGCCAAAUGGCUAUCGCCAUCAACAAGCUCUCCACCCUUGAAGGUUUCGUUAGACAGGCAGAUAAUCUGAGGCACCAAGCCAUUCAUCGACUGCAUCAGAUAUUGACGAUCCGCCAAGCAGCAAGGUGUUUGUUGGCGAUAGCUGAGUACUUCCAUCGCCUAAGAGCUCUUAGCUCUCUGUGGUUGGCUCGACCUCGGCAGGAACAAUAGAAACCCUAGCUAGCUAGGCCUUUUUUAAGUUGACUUUGAUUAUUAAUGUCUUCUUUGAUAUUUUCAUCAAGAUUUCUACAUAUAUAGAUAGAAUAGAUUUGAAAAAGUUCAUAAUUAAAAGUGGGUAUAAGUUUCUCUCUCUCUAUA